Messenger RNA from Candida tropicalis MYA-3404, 2883 nucleotides. It is a transcript of the gene RPN2, whose product is annotated as proteasome regulatory particle base subunit. The record is from RefSeq and is a predicted model, not a curated record. NCBI's taxonomy places the organism in Eukaryota, Fungi, Ascomycota, Pichiomycetes, Serinales, Debaryomycetaceae. Gene Ontology annotation, biological process: proteasome-mediated ubiquitin-dependent protein catabolic process; regulation of protein catabolic process. Gene Ontology annotation, cellular component: proteasome complex; proteasome regulatory particle, base subcomplex; nucleus. The transcript has a single exon. Gene Ontology annotation, molecular function: enzyme regulator activity. The coding region runs from base 1 to 2883 and encodes 960 amino acids.
AUGGCAUUGGUAUCUGCAGCUCCAUAUUUGGCUUUAUUAGGGGAACCUGAUUCUAGUUUAAAAUCAUAUGCUUUAUCCUCAUUAAAUCAAGUUGUAGAUCAAUUAUGGGCAGAAAUCGCCAACAAUAUAACUGAAUUGGAAGAAUUAUAUGAAGAUGAUUCAUUUGAAAAGAAAGAAUUGGCAGCCUUAGUUAUUUCUAAAGUGUAUUACAAUUUGGGAGAUUUUGAAGCAUCUGUGAAGUAUGCUUUACUUGCUGGAGAUGAGUUUAAUUUGGAAGAACAAUCUCAAUACAUGGAAACUAUUGUUAGUCAAUGUAUUAAUUUAUAUAAUUCAUUAUCUCAAAAGAAAUUCAUUGAUGAUUUAGUUAAAAUAGAUCCAAGAUUAACUUCAAUUUUUGAAAAGAUGUUAAAGAAGUGUUUAAAUGCCAAUGAAAUUAAGUUGACUUUGGGUAUUGCUUUAGAAAGUUAUAGAUUAGAUUUAGUUGAAUCUAUUUUGAAAGAACAAAUUAAUGUUAAUGAAGAACAAGCAUUGAGUUUGAUAAAUUAUGUUUUAGUAUGUUCAAAUAGCACUGUUAAAAAUUCAGAAUUUAGAGUCCAAGUUUUGAAUUCUUUAAUUUCCUUGUUAUUGUCUUUGAAAAAACAUCAAGAUUUCUUUACCAUCAUUAAGAUUAUUGUUCAAUUGAAUGAUUUUGAAUUGGCAGUUAAAUUAUUCCAAGAAUUGAUUAACCAAAAGGAAGAUUUGAUUGCUUACCAAGCAGCUUUUGAUUUAGUUAAUGCUGCCUCUCAAGAAUUAUUGGAUCUUGUCAUUAAGAAAUUAUCUUCUGCUGAAGUAGAUGUUGAUGAAUACAAACAAGCCACCAUAAAGAAGAUUUUGAAUAUCUUGUCAGGAGUUCCAACUUGUGAUUUGGAUAAUACUUUCUUGUUUAAAAACAACAAUGCCGAUGUUACUAUUUUGAAUAAAACCAAGAAUACAUUAGAUGGAAGAAGCUCAAUUUUCCAUUCUGCAGUCACAUUUGCCAAUGCUUUCAUGCAUGCUGGUACUACUGAUGAUUCAUUUAUUAGAGACAAUUUGGAAUGGUUGGGAAGAGCAACCAACUGGUCUAAAUUUUCCGCUACUGCCGCAUUGGGUGUUAUUCACAAAGGGAACUUAUCUCAAGGUCGUACAAUCUUAAAACCAUAUUUACCAGGGUCUUCUGGUUCUGCAAACUCUAAAGGUGGGUCCUUGUUUGCUCUUGGUUUGAUUUUUGCUGGUCAUGGUAGAGAAGUCAUUGGUACUUUGAAAUCUUUUAUCGAUGAAAAUGGUAAUGCUGCUGGAUCCAACGAUAUUGACAUUCAAUUACACGGUGCCGCUUUAGGUGCUGGUGUUGCUGGCAUGGGUUCAAGAAGUGAGGAAUUAUAUGAAUCUUUAAAGGUUGUCUUAUACUCAGAUUCCGCCAUCUCGUCCCAAGCUGCUGCCUUAGGUAUGGGUUUGGUUAUGUUGGGAUCUGGCAAUGAAGAAGCAAUUCAUGAUAUGUUAACCUAUGCUUUAGAAACUCAACAUGAAAAUAUUAUCCGUAGUUUAGCUAUUGGUAUUGCCUUGUUGAAUUAUGGACGUGAAGAACGUGCCAAUGAAACCAUUGAUAACUUGAUGAAACAAGAAUCUUCAAUUUUGAGAUAUGGUGGUGCAUUUACCAUAGCUUUGGCAUAUGCUGGUACUAGCAACAAUGGUGCCAUUAAGAAAUUGUUACAUUAUGCUGUUUCUGACCCAAGUGAUGAUGUUAGAAGAGCCGCUGUUAUGGGUUUGGGUUUCUUGUUGAUUCGUAACUACACUGCUGCUCCACAAAUUGUUAAACUAUUAUCCCAAUCACACAACCCUCAUGUUAGAUAUGGUACUGCUUUGGCUUUGGGUAUUUCUUGUGCCGGAAGAGCUUAUCCUGCUGCCAUUGAAGUCUUGGAACCUUUAACUAAAGAUGCUGUUGAUUUUGUUAGACAAGGUGCUUUAAUGGCCAGUUCCAUGAUUUUAAUUCAACAAAAUGAGUUUAUUUAUCCAAAGGUUAAAGAGUUCACCAAACAAUAUGCUGAUACUAUCAAAAACAAACAUGAAGAUGCAUUGGCUAAAUUCGGUGCUACUUUGGCUCAAGGUAUAAUAGAUGCUGGUGGUAGAAACCUGACAAUUAAUUUAGAAAACUCUCAAACUAAUACCUUGAAUGUUAAAGCCAUUGUUGGUUUAACUUUGUUUGUCCAAUCAUGGUACUGGUUCCCAUUGGCUCAUUUCUUAUCUUUAUCAUUUGCACCAACAUCGAUAAUUGGUGUUAGAGGAAGUGAUUUGAAGGCUCCUAAAUUUAAAUUGAACUGUCAUGCUAAUCCAGAAUAUUUCCAAUAUCCACCAAAAGUUGAAGAAACCAAGGAAAAACAACCAGAUAAGUUGGCCACCGCUGUGUUGUCGACCACUGCAAAGGCUAAAACUAGAGCCAAGAGAAAACAAUCACAGAAAGAAGGUGGUGCUUCAACAGGAGAGACUGCUAAACCGGAAGACAAAAUGGAUAUCGAUGAAGAAUCUAAAACUAAAGUGGAGACAGAAAAGACUACAACACAAGAAGAAACAAAGAAAGAGAAACCACCAUCUGAUGAACCAGUUACUGUUCGUUAUACUAAAACAGCAUAUGAAAUUGAAAACUUGUCUAGAGUAUUGCCAUUACAAUCUAAUUUCAUUUCAUUUAUUAAAGAUGAUAGAUUUGUACCAGUUAGAAAAUAUCGUGGUUCCAGUGGUAUAAUAGUUUUACAAGAUAACAAACCUGAAGAAAAAGUUGAAUUUAUUAAAACGGUCAGACAAUUAAAUAUAACUGAUGCACCAGUACCUGAACCAUUUACAUUAAGUGGUGAUGACUUGAAAGAUGAUGAAUAA